AUGGCUCGAAGCGCUGCGGAGGAAAUGGACCGACUACAACUUUCGGACGAAGAUACUGAGAAUCUCUGGGAUUCGCCUUCAAAAUGUGGAACUAAAAAAUUCACACCGCGAUCAUCUGAUGACAUUCCCGCACCAGAACAACAGCAAUCUCGCGACGGAGGUGACACUAUGUUUGAUCGUCAGGAAGCUCGGGAAGCCGCGCUACAAAACGAAUUACACACAGUCCGAAACGUCAAUCAAGUAAUUGAAAACCUCCUUAACAGUAUUGAUCAUGCCAAAGGAAAUAUGGAUACUGUAUCAAAAACCGUUACAUCCGCAUCAACACUUCUCAAUACAUGGACCCGAAUCCUCUCCCAAACUGAACAUAACCAACGCUUGAUCCUCAAUCCAAACUGGCAAGGUGCCACUCAAGAUGUAGCCGACAUGGAAACCGAAGCAAUUCAGAAACAACAAGCUGCUGAGCGGCGCGAACGAGCCUUACAACAACAAAGAGAGGCAGCAGCUCGAAAAGCGGAAGAAGAUGCACUGCGACGAGCACCGAGCACAAGAAGCACUCGCGGGACCAGUCGAGGCACUGUUCGCAGUACUGGUCUGGGCAGAACGCCCAGUGUCAGUACCAGCCGAACGGGAGCUACGCGGGGAUCAUCAACAACUACAACUCGACGGCCAGUUAGCGGGAUUAUGCGCGGUUCUAGUACUGGCAGUGGAAGUGCAAGCGCAAGCGGAAUUGCCCGAGGACGAAGCCGGCCUUAG
Molecule: messenger RNA, 753 nt
Organism: Penicillium angulare
Lineage: Eukaryota; Fungi; Ascomycota; Eurotiomycetes; Eurotiales; Aspergillaceae
Product: DASH complex subunit DUO1
Exons: 2
Coding region: 1-753 (250 amino acids)
Biological process (GO): mitotic cell cycle
Cellular component (GO): mitotic spindle; DASH complex
Source: RefSeq, a predicted model, not a curated record